UUUUGUUUUUCUCCCAAUGAAUUCCCUGUGUACUUUAGAUUUUCUAGACAUGAAGGGACAUAUUCACGUCUUAGAUAUAGCUUUUGUGAAGAAAGCAUUUUUUCAUGUAUUUUACUUAUAUUCACUAGGAAUGGGAAGAGGAGCUUCAGUCCAUCUUAGCAGAGAGAAAAUCAGAAGAGGGAAAUGAUGACGAGAAGGAGGACAGUGGUGGCGACACAGAUGAAUAUGAUGAUGCUGAUAAGAUCUAUGCAUUGUACAGAGAAGAUGGAAAUGAGGCAUCUGUGAACAAUCUGAUGGACAGCAGGCACUUUAAAUCAAUUCCAGAGUUUCUCUUAGGAAAAAAGAAAGAAUUUAAAACAUCUCAG
Salvelinus sp. IW2-2015 is the source of this 365-nucleotide messenger RNA. The record is from RefSeq and is a predicted model, not a curated record. NCBI's taxonomy places the organism in Eukaryota, Metazoa, Chordata, Actinopteri, Salmoniformes, Salmonidae.